Molecule: messenger RNA, 1182 nt
Organism: Leptinotarsa decemlineata (Colorado potato beetle)
Lineage: Eukaryota; Metazoa; Arthropoda; Insecta; Coleoptera; Chrysomelidae
Gene: PIG-A
Product: Phosphatidylinositol glycan anchor biosynthesis class A
Biological process (GO): GPI anchor biosynthetic process
Cellular component (GO): glycosylphosphatidylinositol-N-acetylglucosaminyltransferase (GPI-GnT) complex
Molecular function (GO): phosphatidylinositol N-acetylglucosaminyltransferase activity
Source: RefSeq, a predicted model, not a curated record
AUGUCAAAUGUUUCAUUGUAUCCACAGAGUAACUAAUCUGAAAUCUGACAUUAUAUCCCUGAUCCCUGAUUUUUUUUCAGUUACUAAAGUGUUUGAAAUGUUCUUUUUAAUCAACAUUGUUAUUCGAAAAAAAAUGUCGUUAACCUGACAGAACUAUGCAAUCUCACACAAAAUAUUUUAAUCAUGUAUCACAGGAUUUGCAUGGUAUCUGACUUUUUUUUCCCCAAUAUGGGAGGAGUCGAAGAGCACAUUUACAACUUGUCGCAGUGCCUUCUACUCCGUGGUCAUAAAGUUGUUAUGGUAACCCACAGUUACGGCGAUAGGAUAGGAGUUCGAUACAUGACGAAUGGAUUGAAGGUCUACUACCUACCGAUAAGAGUAUUCUACAAUCAGUGCGUGCUUCCAACGAUGAUAUGCAACAUACCACUCAUAAGGUAUGUUCUCGUGAGGGAGAGGAUUGAUAUAAUUCAUGGACAUUCAGCAUUUUCAGCUUUGGCACAUGAAGCGAUGCUGAUUGGAAAUCUGAUGGGAUUGAAGACGGUUUUCACAGACCACAGCCUAUUUGGAUUUGCUGAUGCCAGUGCUGCCAUUACAAAUAAGUUCAUCCAAAUCACUCUCUCAGAUUGCAACCAUUGUAUUUGUGUUUCUCACACCGGUAAAGAGAAUACUGUGUUACGAGCCAAAGUAGAUUCAAAAAGAGUUUCCGUCAUACCUAAUGCUGUCGAUACUUAUUCUUUUACUCCAGAUCCAAGUCAAAGAAUAAAAAACCAAAGUGAGUUUUUCAUACCCAAUAAUUGUGACUGUUCAAAAUUCCCAGUGAACGUCAAGAAGAAAAUGUUACUUGAAGAAAUUCGUGAAAGAAGAGGUCUUCAAGAUCGGGUGACAUUAUUGGGAAGCCUAGAACAUUCACAAGUGAGGAAUGUUUUGGUUAAAGGGGACAUCUUUUUGAAUACUUCAUUAACUGAGGCAUACUGUAUGGCCAUUGUCGAAGCUGCUUCUUGUGGACUGAAAGUUGUCUCUACAAGAGUCGGUGGAAUUCCUGAAGUUUUGCCAGAGGACCUGAUAUAUUUGACAGAACCAAAUGUUCCUUCUUUACUCAAAGGUACAAGAUUCAAUAGGUUUACUUUUUUGCAUUCACGUCAGCAUACAUUAACUCUCACAACAUAAACCCUUCAAUGGCUA